This is a messenger RNA of Schizosaccharomyces japonicus yFS275, 1324 nucleotides long. RefSeq names its product NST UDP-galactose transporter. Lineage: Eukaryota; Fungi; Ascomycota; Schizosaccharomycetes; Schizosaccharomycetales; Schizosaccharomycetaceae. Gene Ontology annotation, biological process: pyrimidine nucleotide-sugar transmembrane transport. Bases 154 to 948 code for a protein of 264 amino acids. The record is from RefSeq and is a predicted model, not a curated record. Gene Ontology annotation, molecular function: pyrimidine nucleotide-sugar transmembrane transporter activity. The transcript has 3 exons. Gene Ontology annotation, cellular component: membrane; Golgi membrane.
AUAAAAUUUGUGUUCGCCCUUUUUACAGACCCUCCCGCAUGAGUGAUUGACUGUUUUUUGUUUGCUUAUCUUUAUCGUUUUGACAAGGCCUAUAUCAAGAGGCUUUACUGCCUGUAUCCCUCCUUCACCACACAGUGGCAUCCAUACACUUUAAUGACUUCCAAAGUAACAUUGCCCAUUGUUAUGCUCGCCUCUGGCGUAGCUAACACUGUUCUUUCAAAAUACCAAGACUUGUUAGCAGAAGAAAAUGGACCUGUUAAAAGUGUAGCUAUAUUCCAAAGCUUAAAUAUCUUUAUGGGUGAAGCCUGUCUCUGGUUCUAUGUUAUUUGGAAUCGCUGGAAGAACCGUUUUGGUUACGCUCCUGUAAAACCUUUGACUACAGGCCAGAAGAUGUCAAUGGCCAUUCCAGCCUUUAUGGACAUUUGUGGUUCUACCCUUAUGAACGUUGGACUCCUUUUCACUAGUGCUAGCGUUUAUCAAAUGACCAGGGGAUCUCUAAUUAUUUUUGUUGCGUUGUUCUCCAUGCUGUUCUUGCAAAAGCGUCUCACCCUUCAACGGUGGCUUUGUUUGGCAUUUGUUGUCUUGGGUGUCGCAAUUGUAGGCUAUUCUGGCUCCUCAGUAAAUGCCGGUGUUGAUCCUACACUCGGGCUUGUUGCCAUUUUGGUCGGCCAAAUGUUUUUAGCUACUCAGUUCACUGUUGAGGAGUACCUCUUGUCUUCCAUCGACAUCGAACCAAAUGAGGUUGUGGCCUAUGAAGGCACAUUCGGCGUCAUCUUUGUGUUGAUCAUUAUGGUUGUUUCUUAUAUCUUUGUUGGUAGAACUCCUGAAGGCAAAAACGGUUGGUUUGACUUUACCCAUGUAUUCCACAGAUUCAACGAAGAGCCAAUGCUCUAUGUUAUUUCCGGUGUUAUUCUUAUUUCCAUUGCUUUCUUUAAUGCUCUGGUUUAGCUAUCACUAAACUUUUCUCAGCAACGACGCGUUCGCUGCUGGAUAUCGCAAGAACAUUUGGCAUUUGGAUCAUAGCUUUGAUUAUGGGAAUGGAGAGUUUCCAUCUUCUCCAACUCAUUGGUUUCACUAUCUUGAUUUACGGUAUCCUUACUUACCAUGAUAUCCUUCCCUUCUUGAAUGUACGCAAGAAAGAAAGUGUGGUUUAGAAUAAUCCAUCUACCGCUCGUGCUUCUGUUGUUCUCUUGUUUUAUAAUGUUCUUUCUAACAUGAUGACUAACUGCUUUAUGUAUACAGACCUGUGUAUAAUUUCGUAAUAAUUUUAGUAAAUGAAUAACCCAACCUUCUAAGAAAAAGAAAAGAAUGUAUUUCAUCUAUA